This is a messenger RNA of Phytophthora sojae, 1482 nucleotides long. RefSeq lists its product as hypothetical. The record is from RefSeq and is a predicted model, not a curated record. Gene Ontology annotation, biological process: cilium assembly. Bases 1 to 1386 code for a protein of 461 amino acids. NCBI's taxonomy places the organism in Eukaryota, Oomycota, Peronosporomycetes, Peronosporales, Peronosporaceae. Gene Ontology annotation, cellular component: intraciliary transport particle B; cilium; centrosome. The transcript has a single exon.
AUGUCGUUCCGCGAGCUGCGCAACCUGACGGAGAUGAUGCGGGCGCUGGGCUACCCUCGCCCCAUUUCGAUGGAAAACUUCCGCACGCCGAACUUCGAGCUGGUGUCGGAUCUGCUCUACUGGAUGGUCAAGAAGUACGAUCCGAGCUCGAGCAUCGCAGAGGAGAUCGACACGGAGGACGACCGCGUGGAGUUCCUCACGCAGGUGGCAACGGAAGUGCUGGCCAAGGCUCGCAUCCGACUCAACCCGAAGAGGCUGUACGCAGCCGACGGGUUUGCUGUCAAGGAGCUGAUCAAGCUGGCGCGGGUGCUGUACGAGGCUUCGCGGAUCGAUCUGGCCACGCAACAGGAGCCUGACGAUGAUGACGACGAUGUCUCGGUGAAGUCGCUGCUGGGCUCGCGUGUGAAAGACCCGAAAGCGACGCGGCAGCUUGCCUCGGACAUCACGCAGUCGGGCGCCAAGCUGUACGAUCUACUGGAGACGGAGCUUGAUGUCCGUGACGCACGACAACAGGCGAUUCGCUUCUUGGACGCGCUGUCCACCAACCACGAGAACUCGAGCGAGCAGAAGUUCCUCGAGCGCAGUAUCCAGGAAAUCUUGGUCAACCUCCAAGAUAACGUCGAGCUGACGGAGCACCAGGUGGUGGAGCUGGACGCUGAGGAGAAGGCGCUAGCAGCGAAGAUCAAGAAGGCGCAGACCGACCUCGAGCGCAGCGAGAAGCGGCUCAAGAGCUUGCAGCACGUGCGCCCAGCGUUCAUGGACGAGUACGAAAAGCUGGAGAAGGAGCUGGAGCGGCAGUACGCCAUCUACUGCGAGCGCUUCCGUAACCUUGACUACCUGCAGCGUGAGCUGGAUCUACACAACAGCCGAGAAAUGAAGAAACUCGCCGAGAACGACAGGUCGCUCAAGAAGCUGCAGAAGAAGUUCCGGGACGACGAGCUCGCCAUUCUGCGUGGCGAGCAGGAAGACCAAAUCGAGAACUCGAUGCUGGAUGCAAUGGAGUCGAACAACAACAACAGGCAUAGCGGCGGCGGAGGCAAAGCACGGCAAUCGAACGUUUCCAACCAGAAGAGCCGAGCUGGCGCGAGCAAGAAGAAAGCGGGAUCCGACGAGGACAGCAGCUCCGAUGGGAUUAGCGGCAGUGGCAGCAGCGAUGAGGACGACUCCAGCGACGAGAGCGCGACUGGCGCCGUGUCUCCUGGUGGCGCAGGCAAUGGUACUGCCGCGGACGGCUCGGACUCCGACCAGGUGUCACUUGCAGAUUCUGGUGAGCUCAUUGACAACGACGAUGACUCGGGCUCGGAGGCUGGCUCAGGAUCGGGCUCUGGUUCAGGCUCGGGAGGCUCGGGCUCCGAGACAAACUCGGACUCGGACCAAGACUUCUAAGCGACUAUGGUACCGUAGCGAUAAGAGAGAAGACAAUGGAUUCCGUGUCAGCAUUUUGCUGUCGUGUGUUGUUCUGAACGACUCGUUCAAUCCGGC